GGCCCUGGAGAGACUGUCUACAAGCGUUAGAAGACGGCCAUGAUACAAGCUCCAUCUAUCUUGUAAAACCAGAAAACACAAACCAGCUUAUGCAGGUCUGGUGUGAUCAACGACAUGACCCUGGUGGCUGGACAGUCAUUCAGAGACGGCUGGAUGGGUCUGUCAACUUUUUCAGGAACUGGGAGACAUACAAGCAAGGAUUUGGUAAUAUAGAUGGAGAAUAUUGGCUUGGAUUAGAAAAUAUUUAUUGGUUAACAAAUCAAGGCAACUACAAACUGCUCAUAACAAUGGAAGACUGGUCAGGACGAAAAGUAUUUGCUGAGUAUGCUAGCUUCAGACUGGAACCAGAAAGUGAAUAUUACAAGUUGAGAUUGGGACGCUACAAUGGCAAUGCAGGAGAUUCUUUCACUUGGCACAAUGGUAAACAGUUCACCACGCUGGAUCGGGACCAUGAUGUAUACACAGGUAAUUGUGCUCAUUACCAGAAGGGAGGAUGGUGGUACAAUGCAUGUGCUCAUUCAAAUCUCAAUGGAGUUUGGUACCGUGGAGGACACUACCGCAGUCGCUAUCAGGAUGGUGUUUACUGGGCUGAAUUCCGGGGGGGAUCAUAUUCACUAAAGAAAGUUGUUAUGAUGAUAAGACCUAAUCCCAACACAUUCCACUGAAAUAAUGCUUCUCUUGGUUUGCUUGUUCUAAAAAAUCAUAUAAAGCUAUGAUGUUACUACCUGGAAUUAUCUUUUCAGAAAUGAGGAAUGUAAGAUACUGUACAUUUAUUACUAAGAUGUGAGGGCUUGUACACUGUAUUUCCAAGAGUCAUUCCAGGAAAAAAAAGCUGAAGAAAAAACAAGGAACUGACAUGACAUAACAUUCAGAACACCUCUUGGUACUAGAAGUAGUUAUAUUAAGCCUUUUAGAACUGGCAGUUUAGAUGGACUGUAGAUAAACUUUGUUUUUUAUUCCCUGUAAAUUAAGUUUGAAUGGUAAAAAUACUGCCACAACAUUUAAGUAUUUUUGUAUAUUCUAUUAUGUAUAAAUAUUCUCAAAUACAGGAAAUAUUACAAACUGUACAGCAAGAGUUUUUUUAUUAUUAUGACCAAUCAUUUGACACAGGAAACCAUAUCCUUUGAACUGUGUAGCUGGUAUAUGUACAUUAGUGUGAUUAUUCUGAUUUAAUACUUGUUGACUACCAUGAAUAAAGUUAGU
Messenger RNA from Cariama cristata (Red-legged seriema), 1203 nucleotides. Its product is annotated as angiopoietin-related protein 2. The transcript is spliced from 3 exons. Lineage: Eukaryota; Metazoa; Chordata; Aves; Cariamiformes; Cariamidae. The record is from RefSeq and is a predicted model, not a curated record. The annotation marks the transcript as partial.